AUGAGAGGAAAGAAGCAUAGCAUUGUUGACCAUUAUUUUACAUUACCAUGGUUCUUAGCAGCAGCAAUGAUCAAAAUCUUUAGCUCAGAUUGCAAAACUGCCGUUCAUUUGCGAUCAGUCACGAUAAAAUUCGCUGGACCUCGUCUUCCUAAACCGAAAUUUGAUAGAUCAUCAUUUCCUCCACUCCCGCUGAUUAUCGAACAAGGAAAAAAAACUUCAGUUAACAAAAGAGAAGUUAUUAAUGAAUCUGAAAUGCCUGCUUUUUUGCGACGGAAAGCGAUUUCAGAAGAAGAAUGUGCUGCAAUAAAUGCUGGUGGUGCAUACGGGCUCUAA
Molecule: messenger RNA, 333 nt
Organism: Dracunculus medinensis (Guinea worm)
Lineage: Eukaryota; Metazoa; Nematoda; Chromadorea; Rhabditida; Dracunculidae
Source: the annotation of a GenBank genome assembly